This is a messenger RNA of Drosophila sulfurigaster albostrigata, 995 nucleotides long. RefSeq lists its product as uncharacterized. The coding region runs from base 62 to 934 and encodes 290 amino acids. Lineage: Eukaryota; Metazoa; Arthropoda; Insecta; Diptera; Drosophilidae. The transcript has 4 exons. The record is from RefSeq and is a predicted model, not a curated record. Gene Ontology annotation, molecular function: acyltransferase activity, transferring groups other than amino-acyl groups.
CGAAAAGUGCCAUCAUUAUUGUAGUGCUCAGUUCUUCGAAAGUAUUAUUAGGGAGACAAACAUGACAACGCCGUUGAACGUAAUAAAUUCGCAUUCCCCACUCAUUGAGAUAACGCCAAAUAAUUGGGAAAUUUUAUUGGAUAUUUACUCAUCGAAACGCAUCGAACCGAACGGAUAUAAUUUAAUCAAAAAUUUCAUCAAAUGGAUUGAAAAGAAUCCCGAAUUGGAUAUCAAGUGUUAUUCGCUGGACGAAGACUGGAAAACCGAUGGCACUUUCAUAAUGAUUGUGAACCAUGGGACAGCUCAAAAGUUUAUCUACUUCAAUACGCUGAGCGAGAAUCUGGAUCGUUUGAUCAAAUUGCUCUUCGGUUAUACAACUAAUGCCAAAGCAUACUAUUUUCUAUAUGGUUAUGGAGAACGUUUGAAGCCCACAAUCGAUGAAAACAUGCAAAUUUUCGGACACACACAGCUCGACACAUUACAGACAAUUUGGUACAGAGCCAACAAAGAGGUUGUAACCACCUUUUCCAUAGAACCUCCAUCGGGGAUUAGUUUGCGCACAUUGGAAACUGCGGAUGCGGAAAUCGUUAAUGAAUUGUGGCCACAUCGGGCGGAACGAACUAUUGAGUUUGUAAAACAUUUGAUAGAUCAUAAUAUAUCUAUUGGUGCCUGUGAUAGCAAUGGCAAAUUGAUAGCCUGGUGCUUAAGAUUGCCGUUGGGUUCGUUGGGUAUGCUGCAUGUGGUUGCCUCUCAGAGGCGUCUCGGCCUUGGCAGCUUGAUGGUGCGCUGCCUGUCCAAGAAGAUUGCCGAGCACAACGACGAAGUGUUGGCUUCCGUGGUUCCCGAGAAUAUGCCGUCCCGCGAAAUGUUUGAGAAACUGGGAUUUCGGCAGAUCGAUAAUGUUUAUUGGACUUCCGGCAGUGCCACGAAAUAAGAAUCUGUUAAAAAUAUGUAUAAAGAAAAGAUCAGUGUUUAGCUAUGAAUUAAAGUAUUUU